This is a messenger RNA of Epinephelus lanceolatus (giant grouper), 1805 nucleotides long. Lineage: Eukaryota; Metazoa; Chordata; Actinopteri; Perciformes; Serranidae. The record is from RefSeq and is a predicted model, not a curated record.
GCAGACUAAACAGUCAGAUCUGUGAGAGCAAGAGGGGGGAGAGAGUGAAGAGGCAUUUUAAUAAAGGAGAGGACAACGACCAGGACUGAAGGCGAGCUGAGAACAGAGAGCUGAGAGGAGGACGGGGAGGAGCAGAGUAUCAAAAGGAUGUGAAAAAAAAAGUGUGUGCAGGAUUUAUGACUCAUUCAGAGACUGAAGAAAUAGGUGAAGAUAGCAAAAGAAAAGUGUUAAGGACAAGAACUGGCGUUGCAUAAUAUCUUAUCAUAUAAGUAACUUUUUAAACUGAUUACAGUUUGAUGGAGGAGAGAAACACACUGGAUUGCUCAACUCCGGCACAUCCGUGCACUUUCCCACACAUCUAAACUGCAGCUGUGCUGAAAUCACUACGCGAGGAAUACUGACGCCUCUGCAUCGUCUAACUCCUCUCUUCCUGUAUCGACUUCUAUGUCAUCCUUCUUCUCUGCCACCUCUCUCCCCCCUUCCUUGUCCCCUUCCUCCAACUCUUCCCUAAACCAGACUGGAUGUUCGUUUGAUGACGCCGCCCUCCGUCUGCCCCUGGCAGUCCUUUACUCCCUGUUCUUCCUCUUUGGGCUCGUGGGGAACCUCUUCGCCCUGUGGGUCUUCCUCUUCCUGCAUUCAAGCCGCAACUCUGUACGGGUGUUCCUCAUCAACUGUGCCGUGGCUGAUCUGGUCCUGCUGGCGUGCCUGCCCUUCAGAGUGUUCUACCAUGUUAACGGAAACAAGUGGGAACUGGGAUCUGUGGCGUGCAAAGUUGUGGGGAAUCUGUUUUACAUGAACAUGUAUAUCAGUAUUACUUUACUGGGGCUCAUCAGCCUGGACAGAUACCUGCGGUUGAAGGGUAAAGGCAAGGCAAGGAGAGGCAUGAUGAUGAUUCUGUGGGGACGCAGCCGGCCGUGGAGCUGGGUGGCAUGCGGGGCUCUGUGGGGUCUGUCGCUGAUGGCGUUGGUGCCAAUGAUCGCCACUGCAGAGGACAAAGAGUUCAACGGCAAGUGCUUCCAAUACAAGCAGCGCAGCAGCAAAGCCAAAGGGAAAGCCUACUUCAACGCCAUGCUUGUGUUGUUGUUCUGGCUCGUCUUCGUCAUGCUGGUUGUCUCCUAUGCCAAGAUUGCGUCCCAGCUGCUGCGGGUGUCACGGGACAAACCGGACCUUCCCAAUGCACAGAGAUACCAGAGAACUGCCAAGAAGUCCUUCUUCGUCCUCUUUCUGUUCACCGUCUGUUUCGCACCCUACCACGCCUUCCGCCCCGUCUACAUCCUCUCCCAGCUCAGCGAAACGGCAUCUUGUGACUACUUGCAACUGGUGGACCGCACCAACGAGGUGAUGCUUCUGUUCUCCGCCUUCAAUAGCUGCCUGGAUCCUGUCAUGUACUUUCUGUUAUCUGGCUCUGUUCGCAAAACCGCCCUCCAAGCACUUGGACACCGACUUGGCCACCGUCUUCUCUUCCUAAACGACGCGACAUCUAACAGCUCGACCACCGAGUUCAGACGGCCAUCUGCGCCUAUGGCUUUCCCGAACGCUGAACUGAACACCCCCUCAGUCACCCCUAGAACGAGUAUCUGUAUCAUCAACUCCACCCUCCGCCACACAGGACUGACUACGCUUCCAACUACUGGCCAACAAUGAUGACAAAUCUGACUGCAACAAAGCCUGAACACCCGAGAAAUAAAUUUCUCACAUUUCUAACACAGGCCGGACUGCUGAGCUUAUUCUGUACAAAACUGAGCAUUUAUACACAUUCUUACUUCUUUUGUUUAAAGAAAAAUAAAUAUGUUUUUUACUCCUGA